Molecule: messenger RNA, 2958 nt
Organism: Heterocephalus glaber (naked mole-rat)
Lineage: Eukaryota; Metazoa; Chordata; Mammalia; Rodentia; Bathyergidae
Gene: Dtx3
Product: deltex E3 ubiquitin ligase 3
Biological process (GO): protein ubiquitination; Notch signaling pathway
Source: RefSeq, a predicted model, not a curated record
GGGGAGGAGUGGAAUGGCAUGGCCUUCAUCCCAGGAGUCCGGGCUUGCUCAUACUCUUAUCUCCAGAGGUGAGUGGGCCUCAGCCUACCAGCUGAAUCAAAAUGAAUUCAAUGUUCUGGGCCUCCUGGGAAAGCUCUCUUCUGCUUAGAGGACAGGAAGAGUACAUCAGGGUCCUGGGAAAAUGAAGAGUGACCAGCCCACCAGUCCAGAGAGGGAGUGAAAAAAGGGGUGGAUGACUAGUGUUUGUUGCCAGUCUGGGAGAUUUCAGUGUGUCUUGGCUGAGGAGGUCCUUGGCUGGUGAAAAAACCUGGCUUGAUGUGGCCCCAGGGAAGUGAGUUGGGCUGGGGGCGGAGACUGCUCUGAUGUGAGAAGCAGAGCAGAAAGAUAUUUUUUCCCUUUGGGAAUUUUUAACUCUAUUUGAACCAUACAUUUGAUACCACCACCCCCCCCAAGCCAUUUAAAAAAGACCUGUUUACUUCCCAUUCUGCACCAGUUUCAGUGUCCCUGUUUGUGAAAAGAGAAAAAUCAGGCACUUAGAAUACCCAUCUCCUGGCAGGUUGUGAGGGUCACAGAAGGUAACAACUUAGAGUCAGAUGAGGGAGGGGGUUGAAGUAGUUUGGUAAUGGGAUUAUUUUGUUAUCAAAUCUUUUCUGUUUGCUAAGACCUCCCAACCCACAUUGUUCCUCAAAGACCCUUCUACCAAAAGGAUUUCUAAAAAUUGUCCUCUCCAAAUUUCCAUAUACCCACAGACGCUGCUCACCCACCCACCCACCACUAGUUCCCCAAAGCUGCCACGCAGCUAGUUGGGAAAGACAAGGGAGAGGGCCCCUCCGGGAGGGGCAAGCCAGAGGGGUGGCGUCUCUAAGGCUUAUAACCUCCUACCUCGGCCACUUGACGCCACCCCCUCCCUCCAAAGACUGGGACAGUGCCUCCAUUUUUGUUUUGGGGCGGAAGGGCAGGGGCUCCGGAGUAGAAAGGGUCAAAGGAAACAGCGAUCAACACCUGCGAAAGCAAAGGGGGUGCUGUCCUCCCUCCUUCCCUUUCCCUGGGUCUGCACCCCCUGAACCCCCUUCCACCUUCUCGAGCCCCCCCCCCUUGUUGCUAAGGCCUGGACCGUCAUCCCAGCAACAGCCUCAGUCAUGUGACCGGCAAUGGCGGCGCUGACAAGAGUCUUGGUCAGCUGAGUGUAGAAAUAGAGGGAUUUCUGCUGCCACCAUCUUCCAUGGGCUUUCCAGGUCACACAACCUACAAGUAGGGAGCAGGGAAAGAGAGUGAGCCUGCAUGCCAAUUCUAAGCUCUUCAGGAUCAAAUGUCGUUCGUCCUGUCCAGAAUGGCAGCCUGUGGAGGCACCUGCAAGAACAAAGUGACUGUCUCCAAGCCUGUGUGGGACUUCCUAAGCAAGGAGACUCCAGCCCGGCUGGCCCGGCUUCGGGAGGAGCACCGAGUGUCCAUCCUCAUAGAUGGCGAGACUUCUGACAUCUAUGUUCUCCAGCUUUCCCCACAGGGUCCUCCCCCAGCCCCUCCCAAUGGGCUCUACCUGGCCCGAAAGGCUCUCAAGGGGCUGCUAAAAGAGGUCGAGAAAGAGCUGAAGAAAGCUCAGAGGCAGGGGGAGCUUAUGGGCUGCCUGGCUUUGGGUGGUGGUGGGGAACACCCUGAGCUGCACCGCCCAGGGCCACCCCCUCUCCGAGCAGCCCCGAUCCUGCCCCCAGGGGCACGGGGGCUCCCCCCUCCCCCUCCCCCUUUGCCCCCUCCUCUUCCUCCCCGCCUUCGGGAGGAGGCAGAAGAGCAGGAGAGCACCUGCCCCAUCUGCCUGGGGGAGAUCCAGAAUGCCAAGACAUUGGAGAAAUGCCGGCACUCGUUCUGUGAGGGCUGCAUCACCCGGGCCCUGCAGGUGAAGAAGGCCUGCCCCAUGUGCGGCCGCUUCUAUGGGCAGCUGGUGGGCAACCAGCCCCAGAAUGGACGGAUGCUGGUCUCCAAGGAUGCCACCCUCCUCCUGCCCAGCUACGAGAAGUACGGCACCAUUGUCAUCCAGUACGUCUUCCCGCCCGGUGUCCAGGGGGCUGAACACCCAAACCCAGGAGUUCGGUACCCUGGCACCACACGGGUAGCCUACCUCCCAGACUGCCCUGAGGGCAACAAGGUGCUGACCCUGUUCCGAAAGGCAUUUGACCAGCGUCUCACCUUCACUAUCGGCACGUCCAUGACCACAGGGAGACCAAAUGUCAUCACCUGGAACGACAUUCACCACAAGACCAGCUGCACAGGGGGACCCCAGCUGUUUGGGUACCCGGACCCCACCUAUCUGACCCGUGUGCAAGAGGAACUGAGAGCCAAGGGUAUCACAGAUGACUGAAGGACAUCCCUUUUGCCACCUUGCUGUCCUCCUCUACUAGGACCCAGUGGAAGCCUCUGUUCUCCUCUCCCCCUGCCCUCCACACCACACAAGUAGGGGACCUGUCUGACAAGGAGGGAGUUCAGAGGGGAAGGGACAAUCCCUUUCCCUGUCUCCUGUUGGCCAAGUGCUUCAGUGCCCUGUGAGCCACUCCCUUCUGGCAGAGGCUGGUCUCCAAGCUCUGCUCCCUGCUCCCCUGUACAUACUCCCAGUUCCCCUGCCCCCCCUUUGCCCUGGCUUUUUCUGGUAUGUGCUGUGCUCCACUGACUAAGCUGAGAAAGGACCUGGGUGGGCAGGAUCAGGUCUCUCGAACCCCCACCCCCACAUACUGCUCCACUAUGGACUUAUGUGACACCUCCUCUCCUAGGAGCCAGCUGUGGUGUGUUCAUAAGAUACAGUUCUCCUACCUUAAUCUUGUCCUUUCUCUCCUGUGUCUCUGUCUCUGUCAGUCUGUCUUUUUCCUAUCUUCUCUGGCCCCUAUACAGAGAUCUCCUUACUCUGUUCUGGAAUCACCGCCAGACUGUAGCUUUUAAUUUAAUAAAAAUAAAGUAAAAUAUGCAACUCUC